GCAACCAAAAGUUCGCAUUUCACUUCAUAGACGAACUCAGAAGUUCACAUCUAGUUCAAAAUAGGAUCCCCAGAACUUCAGUUCCGAAUGAAGUUCGUUUAACAGCCACGGUUACUUGAAAGUUCAAUACAAUUCACCUUCACUUCUUUCUUCCGACAUUAAAGUUUACAACAGGAGAGUACUGAACUUGUUUCGAACCUAUGAUUUGAAGUUUAGUUAUAGUUCUAAUCGUACCUUAAGUCAACUAGAAAGUUCACAAUGAAUAUGUACUGGGCUUUUUUAUCGACUUUUCAGUACAAGGAAAGUUCUGCCUGGAACUUUAUAAGCGACUAACAGCAAACGUCAAAAGUAAAAUGUUUACGUUUCAUAAUUAACAUUUCAAGCUUAAAAUUAACAGCGGAAUAAAAUGGAUUAUUCAAAAACUAUUAAAAAGAAUGGCCUGUUUUACUAUCAUCGUAAAAAACUGUUGGCAAAAUGGGAAAAGGAAAACGAAGCUACUGCUCAGCCAGGUAUUUAUACAUGUUUAUAUUUAUUUUUUUUUAUAAACCCUUACAUUUGUUAAUUUAUUGAUCCUAUAGAAUUGCAACAACCCUCUUCUUCUAAAAAUGUUCCGAACCCGAAAAACGUAGAUGUUCCUAGACCACGACUUCAAUCUCUUACGGAAGAAAACGAUGGAAUUGACGAUUUUUCGACGAGUGAUGACGACCUUUGUGACGACGAACAUAUAUCAUUUGAUACUGAUUAUUGUAAUGAUGCAUUGGAUCAAAUGGACUUGAACGAGUGUAUUAGAUAUUGGGCUCUGAAAACAAAUCAAUCUCACGAAUCCAUAAACUUGAUUAUGGAGAUAAUCAGGAGAAAAACUAACGAGAAAAGAUUGCCCCGCUCAGCAAGAACGCUACUAAAAACAUCCCGAAGUGCAACCUCAGAAAUCGUUGCAAUUGCUGGUGGACAGUUCUGGUACAAAGGCAUCAAGCGAAAUCUCUGCGAUUAUUUUCGGUAAGCGAAAAUAAGGGGAUUCCCUAAACAGCGUGAACUGCUGCGAUAAAUAUCAUCAAGGAAAAAAGUAGAAAAUCAUGGCUAACACAGUUAUUUAUGCUGUUUAGUGAAUUCCUUUAACAAUUUAUUUUCAUUUAUAUAUAAAAAUUCGUUUACUUAUUUUUCACAGACACACAGAAAAGUCAUUCGACAUUUCGAUCAACAUUAACAUUGAUGGGAUUCCUGUGUUCAAAAGCAGCAAAUUGCAGUUUUGGCCCAUACUGUUCAACAUUACAGAAAUGCCUGAAAUUGCACCUAUGACCAUUGCUAUAUUCUAUGGCCAAACCAAACCAACUAGCCUUGAUGAUUUCCUCAAGCAAUUGGUCGAAGAGUUAAUCGAUGUGCUGAAUCACGGAAUUUCGAUCAACGAUCACAAGAUCAAUGUCAAGCUUCGCUGCUUUAUUUGUGAUUCACCCGCUCGUGCAUUUCUUAAAGGUGUCGCCAAUUUCAAUUCCAAAAGCGGUUGCCUCAAAUGCGAGUGUGAAGGCGAAUAUUCUCACGAGUCUCGAACGGUUGUCUUCACCUCGAUUAACAGUACAAAACGAACAGAUGAAAUGUUCAGGAAAAAUGCAUACAACCAUCACCAAAAGACAACCACUCCCUUACUGAAAAUACCCAACAUAAAUCUGAUCGAAGAUGUUAUUGUAGGAGACCGUUUGCACCUCAUAGAUUUGGGCAUCAUGAAGCGAUUGCUACUUGGUUGGCGGGAUGGAACUUUGGGUUAUGCUACACAAUUGUCAUCGCAACAGACUGGUAAAAUCUCACAGAUGCUAAGCCACAUACUAUUGCCUACUGAAAUUCAUCGAAAAUUACGUGGAUUGGAUUUCUUGUCGUUUUGGAAGGGUUCUGAGUUCAGCAGCUUUUUACAUUAUGCAAGCAUAGUAGUGCUUAAAGAGUUUCUUCCUGACGACAAUUAUAAGCACUUCUUACUACUCUUUUGUGCUAUUACUAUGUUAUCUUCGGAAAACUACAAAUCAAACUGGCACGUUGCUAGAAAAAUGCUGGAAAAAUUUGUUGAGGAGUAUAUGGAGCUUUACGGCGAACAAUUUUUGACUAGCAAUGUGCACAACCUACAACAUAUCGUAGAUGAAGUUGAGCGGUUUGGACCGUUAUCGACAUUUGCAGCCUAUCCUUUCGAAAAUGCCUUGCAACGAAUAAAACACCUGCUUCGAAGUGGGUGGAAAAGCCUUGAACAAGCCAUCAACAGGAUGUCUGAAAUUAACUCCAAAGAUUAUUACACAACCGCUAGAUCGAAAUCUCGAGAUCAAAAAUAUCCUUCUGUUAAAAUCUGUGGAGAUAAAAAAGUUAUUGAUGUAAAUGAAAGCUGUUUUUUAAGCAGUUCUGAUAGAAACUGUUGGUUUCUUACUCAUAGGAACGAAAUUGUACGCUUCGAACAUGUGCUAGAGACUCCUGAGUUGCUCAUCAAUGGGAAAAUCAUGACAUCAAAAACUGAUUUCUUUACAUAUCCUAUAGCAUCGUCUUUUUUGAACAUAUAUCUCUCUAAAAAGAGCAGUUUGGCUCGGUUUGAUUCACAGUUUAGUUGUAGUGACAUCAAAUGUAAAUUAGUUGCAAUUGAAUUUGGGGAUCAUCAAGUGUUUAUUCCAUUGGUGCAUACAUUUAUAAAAUCCAACAGUUGA
This is a messenger RNA of Aedes albopictus (Asian tiger mosquito), 2672 nucleotides long. RefSeq lists its product as uncharacterized. The record is from RefSeq and is a predicted model, not a curated record. The transcript has 2 exons. The coding region runs from base 1275 to 2672 and encodes 465 amino acids. Lineage: Eukaryota; Metazoa; Arthropoda; Insecta; Diptera; Culicidae.